CAAAAUAAAAAAAUAAAAAAAUCAAAAUACAUUCAUUUCUAUCAGCCCUAAAAAGCUUCACGCCGGUUUGUUUCUCCGCCGUUGUGCUUCUUCUUCUUCUUCUUCCUCUUCCUGGGUUCUCUCUUAACAAAUCUCCGUCGAUUCAUUCCUCCCAGAAUCAGAUUCAGUGAAAAUGGCGUUUUGCAAUAAGCUAAGCCGUCUCGUGAGGCAGAGUGAGAACGCUUCCAUGAUUGGCUCUCUCAGGUCCUUCUCUGCUGAAGCCACUCACCAUAGAUUUCACCAAGAGACUCACAAUUUUCUUGAGCCAGAAAACUAUAUUGGUAGCUGGGAAGCUCCGAGUGAUCCAAAAGAUGCAGAGAGAAAGCUUGCACAGCUUAGGAGAGAUUAUGCAAAGAAAGUUAAAGUGUAUCGUAAAGAGUAUAUUCAUGAGAUUGAGAUGCUUCGUGUUGAGAAACAGCGUAAGGAUGAGGCUAGAUUGUUGGCUGAACGAGCUGCUAAUGAGGAGAGGCGACGGUUGAAGGCUGAGGCUGCUAAGGUUAGGGCUGAGGAACGUAAGAUUGCUGAUGAAGAGUUCAGGCAAACUCUGAUUAAAGAAAGAGCAGAAAAGCUAGAGAUCUGGAAGAUGAUGGGUCAAAAAAGGGAAGAGAAGAUCAAAGAGAGAGAGAAGCUACUACGUGAGCAGAGUUCAUUAUGGAUCGAGCCAAAGGAACUGGAGAGGAAGAUUACAGAAGCCUUGGUUGACACCGCCGUUCUCUAAACCAAGCUUCUCCUCUGAAUCUUUGUUUAAGAAAGAAUCACUUUAGUCCCUUUUGUUGAAGACAAACUCUUUUCUUCUUCAAAUAGAGAAGAAAGCAAAGGCGUUUUAGGCCUUUUUGCAUUGAGCACAUAAUGAGAAUUGUGAUAAAGUUUAAAAUCAGGUCUUGUGACCAAUCUCUUGUUUGUGGUUUUGGUGUCGUAAUAAGAACUUCUCUGUUGUCAGUA
Molecule: messenger RNA, 981 nt
Organism: Arabidopsis lyrata subsp. lyrata
Lineage: Eukaryota; Viridiplantae; Streptophyta; Magnoliopsida; Brassicales; Brassicaceae
Product: vicilin-like seed storage protein At2g18540
Exons: 3
Coding region: 173-757 (194 amino acids)
Source: RefSeq, a predicted model, not a curated record